UACAAAUGUGAGAGAUGUAGCGAAGCGGCAAGCCUGCGUGUGGUUUUUAGGGGGGACGUAAACAAAACUCUUAUCCCUCCUCUGUAUGUGGGGGAGGCAGUUCCUCAUGUGUUUAUAGUUUAUUUUCCUCUUGAUUGGACCGCAAUGGAAGCGAUUCGGACCCCUAAAGUUGAAAAUGUCCGCAUGCUGGAUCGAUUCAACAACCGUAAAUCUUCAACCGGGUCCCUUUAUCUGACUACCACUCAUCUAAUUUUUUUCGACCCAGAUCGCAAAAAAGAAACAUGGAUCCUUCACAUGCACAUUGCGUCGAUAGCAAAGCUUCCCAUUUCGGCAAACGGCACGCCGCUUCAAAUUAGGUGCAAGAACUUCCUCUGUGUAACCUUUUUAAUUCCUAAGGAGAGGGACUGCCAUGACAUCUUUAUCUCUCUGCAGCAACUGUCCCAGCCCCUACACAUCAACGACCUGUACUGCUUCCAUUAUACCGCAUCAAAUGAAGACCUCACAAAGGCAAUGGGCUGGAGCAAGUUCGACUUCCAAGCGGAGUAUGUUCGAAUGGGUGUGCCAAACACCUAUUGGUCGGCUACAAAUAUCAAUCAAGAGUAUGAGAUUUGUGAUACAUACCCUAGGCACCUAUAUGUCCCCUCCGUGGCCAGUACUGCAAUACUCGUGGGCAGUAGUCAGUUCCGCAGUAAAGGGAGGUUGCCCGUUCUCUCCUACCUGAAUAAAAACAUGGCAGCAAUAUGCCGAUGCAGUCAGCCACUCUCAGGAUUCUCAGCACGAUGUGUUGAAGACGAGCAACUUUUGAAUUGUAUCCUGAAAUCAAAUCCUACCUCCAAAUUUAUGUAUGUGGUGGACACACGGCCUCGGAUCAAUGCAAUGGCUAACAAGGCUGCUGGAAAAGGCUACGAGAAUGAGAACUUCUAUGAGAACAUCAAGUUUCAGUUCUUUGGCAUAGAAAACAUUCAUGUAAUGCGCAAUAGCCUGCAGAAGCUCAUCGACACGUGCGAAGCAAGUGAACCCUCAAUGGGGGCCUUUCUGGGAGGACUGGAGGCAAGCGGGUGGCUGCGACACGUCCGAGCCAUUCUGGAGACCGCGCACUUUGUGGCCCGAGCAGUGGAAGACGGCGUGAGCGUGUUGGUGCAUUGCUCGGAUGGCUGGGACCGCACAGCGCAGACAUGCUCCCUGGCAAGCCUCCUGCUGGAUCCUUACUAUCGCACCAUCAUGGGUUUUCAGGCUUUGAUUGAGAAAGACUGGCUGGCCUUUGGGCACAAGUUCAUGGACCGAUGUGGCCUGGUUCAGGGCGACCAACGCGAAGUGGCACCCGUGUUCACCCAGUUUGUGGACGCCGUCUGGCAGCUGAUGCACCAGUUUCCCUCCUCGUUCCAGUUCAACGAACGUUUCCUGCUCACCAUCCAUGACCACGUCUACUCGUGCCAGUUUGGCACUUUCGUCGGGAACUGCGAGAAGGAUCGCCUUGACUUGAGGCUGAGCUCCAGGACCUACUCACUGUGGGCCUAUUUGGGCAACCACAUCUCGGAGUACAUCAACCCCCUGUACAGGACAGACAGGAGAGGAGCUGACACCCUGCACCCAUCACUGGCUCCACAGGCCAUCAGGUUCUGGAGGGGUAUGUACAACCGAUUUGAGAAUGGAGUCCAUCCACGUGAACCCCUGAGUGAUAUCCUGGCCGCUACAAAAGAUCAUAUCCUCAGCCUGGAAGACCACAUCCAACACCUCGUCAAGCGCAUAGCGCAGCUGCGAGAGCUGCUGCACCACGCGGACACCCCGAGCAAGGACCUGGAUUCUGUGCUGGGGGAGUCGCUGACCGGGGACGAGCUGGACUCCCAGCCGGCCUCUUCAGAAGGGGCCGUCAGCGUGCGUGACUCGGGGUUUGGAGAUGCGGACUACAACGAAUGCAAGGAGCUUCGACAGAAGCUGCAUCAACACAAGCUGGGGGACAGUUUUGGUUCCACAGUGCUUCAGAAGUUAAUGGAAGAGUUUGACUCAGUUGCUGUGGACUGGAAGUCGUUUAGGAACAUCAAGGAAUGUCCCUGCUCCACACCGUUUGACCACUUCAGGAGAAAGUUCCACUGCUGGAGCUGCGGAGACGUGUUCUGCAUUCGUUGCAUAGACAAGAGGUUGUGUCUACCCGGGCACAUGACCAAGCGACCUGUACCGGUUUGCCGACACUGUUACAAAGAACUGACGCACACCAAUUCGAUAGAUUCUUAAAUCAGCUGGGACAGGUGCCUCCUCCUCCCAUUCACCCAUCCUUCACUUUCUACCCCUUCGUACAGCAAGGAUCCAUCGAGUCGAACGUGUCGCGUCCUCGCGAAAACGUCAUCACAACAUUCUUUUUGUAUGUUCGGGAAAUGUGGUAGAGACAGAAAAAAAGCACUUAUGUUGCUACCGUUGCACACGAUGUGAGGUCCGCAGCUGCGCUGUCCAGAUCGGGAACAGUUAGUAGUACCAUUGCGUUGAUAUCUUUCAUUAGCCUAGGAAUCGUUAGGUCCAAGCCCAAGACGAGGACGUGACAGGCUUCACUCGUCUCAUGACUACUAUCAGGUCGUAGGCCAUAGCUAUGCAAGAAAAAAAUAUGCUUAAGGAAGGGAUUUUCGUCGUAGACAUGGCUGCUGCUGUUUCGAGACCUCCAAGACCAGUUUUUGCUGCUUGCUUUUAAUGCCUGUUGCGACGGCUGUGAUACCAGCCUUCCCAGACAGAUCUGCAUUUUCUUUUUUUCUUUUUUCAUUGUUCUCGCAUCAAGUGAGGAAGCUACUGAGUUGCAUAAUGUUUUGUAUAAUGCAAUGUGACGGGGCUGUUCCCUACAGGAAUGAGCACUCUUUUUAAAAUGGCGCUUGCAUCACCGUUGGCCAGUAGCUGCCUUAGAGCAUGUUCUCACUUGGCUACAACUUCUUCUUCGAUUUUGGUAACCAUGCACAUAGUGAGUGUAAAUUUUAAACUCUCCAUUUUUUUUUAGUUCUAGUCAUUUGUUAUGGUAUGGUAUACGUUCAUGAAAACUGCUGUUUUUGUUAGUUUUUUUUUUUUUCUGCUUGCUAAUCUGUAUGCUCUCGAAAUCUGCCACAUCGAGAAACUGUUUGAUGAGUUCACAAUGAUGUUACACAAUCCAACAGAUUGGCUCGAAUUGCCAGCCUGGCAGAACUGGCCCAGACCAGCACUCCCGCGCUAGUUGUCAGGCCGUAGGUGUGACCGUAAUAGAGUACAUUUAGUUUAGUCUGAUUUUCUGGCACUCCUAUCUUCCAAUGGGUACACGGCAGGCAUUAUUUUAACUCGUUAGAGCAGGGUCUUCUCGUCGUACUUCCUUUCGAUGUCAUCGCACUCUAACAUUCCAGUUGUUGACCCUUGCAGAGAGUAGAGGCGUCUUGUGCUUUGCUUCGCCGUUAAACAGAAAAAAAAGAAAACUUGAGCCCUUUUAUCGCGUAGCCCUUUUAUAACCUUCCCUCACAUCCCUGUGAGAGGUGUUUUUUGCACAUCAUGUCAACACUCUCGUGUGGUUGUGCGCAAGUUUACCGUAUACUCUAUACAUAUAUACUAUUACGAACGUUGUGUGCGUGUUGACACGUGUUGUCUUGCGGAGAAACCCAUUCUUCUGUGCCUAGCACUUGCACCAACACAAUCAUGGCAUUGUGGAAGUCGUGUUAUCGUCUUGGAUCGGAGCUUGUUGUGCUUUUAACGACUCCCUUACGUUUCUGCGGCCUUUUCUUUUUUUCUGUGCUUAGUCUUUGACACACUAUCGACGCUUUUUAUAGAGUGUGUAACUAUUCUUUAAUAACCGUCUUUACCACCUUUCCGAGAGGCUUUCUUUUUUUCUUCUUUGUACCAGAUAGCAGCUUUACUUGUCAACAAAAUCAAGGCCCACUAUCUAUGCUUACAUUGCUUUGUUUAGCUGUACAGAUUUUAUAACCUGUUAUAAUUUUAUCUUUUUUUUCUUCCUUGCUCUGUUUUUUGCUUUAUUCUUUGAUGUAAUACAAUUCACUGGUAUUUGCCAUUUUCAGUGCCACUUUAACAAAAUGCUGCUAAGUUUUUGCAAUGACUCUUGUUGUAAUGUUUUAAUCUCGAAAAGUUGUAAUCAAAGCUAAAUGGCACAUGAAUAAAUUUGGUUUGCAGAUGUG
Rhipicephalus microplus (southern cattle tick) is the source of this 4130-nucleotide messenger RNA. RefSeq names its product Myotubularin related protein 6 (gene Mtmr6). The record is from RefSeq and is a predicted model, not a curated record. NCBI's taxonomy places the organism in Eukaryota, Metazoa, Arthropoda, Arachnida, Ixodida, Ixodidae. Gene Ontology annotation, biological process: phosphatidylinositol dephosphorylation. Gene Ontology annotation, cellular component: cytoplasm. Gene Ontology annotation, molecular function: phosphatidylinositol-3-phosphate phosphatase activity; metal ion binding; phosphatidylinositol-3,5-bisphosphate phosphatase activity.